AUGACUUUUACAAACCGCGCAGCCUGGCUACAGGCCGAGAAGGCAAAUCCUCUUGUAGUGGGAGCCGGGCCAACUCCGAAUCCAUCAGAGGAUGAAGUAGUGAUCAAAGUUUCGUACGCCGCAGUCAACCCGGCUGAUUGGAUGAGCCAAGAUUUCGCCUUACCACCCCACAUCAAGUACCCGACCAUUCUUGGAUUGGACGUUGCUGGAACAGUUGCUCAGCUGGGCUCUAACGUGACACGCUUCAAGAUAGGACAAAGAGUGCUUGGCCACCUCGAUGGUCUCGCUACUGCUAGGCCCUCUAAUAAUGGGUUCCAGCUCUACUCAACUACACGAGAGAUCUUUGUCUCGGCGAUUCCUGAUUCCCUGCCACUGGAGAAUGCAGCAGUACUCCCCGUCUCUAUCUCGACUGCUGCUACUGCUCUAUUUGUUCAUCUCAAACUUCCACUUCCAUCUUUGAACCCAACCUCGACAGGACAGAGAGUUCUGAUCUGGGGAGGAAGCUCGUCUGUUGGAUGCUCUUUGAUCCAACUUGCGAUUGCUGCCGGUCUUGAAGUUGUCACUACAGCUAGCACCGCGAACCAUGAUCUGAUGAGAUCACUUGGGGCAUCUCACGUAUUCGAUUAUCGUGACUCCGAUGUCUCAGAGAAGUUAUUUGGAGUUCUUCGAGACGGAGAUCUUGUUGUGGAUGCCAUCAGCACUAAAGAGACACAAACCACUUGCGGAGAGAUACUUGGAAGACUGGGAGGAGGGACACUUCCAGUCAUGCAACCUCAGGCUGGCACAUUCCCCGAGAAUGUGAAAGUGGUCUUCGUCAUUUGUAUUGAUGUGGGCUUUACAGCUCUUGAUGUGGGUAAUGCAGUCUGGCGAAAAUACAUUCCUGAGGCACUGGCGGCGGGCAAAUUCCAAGCAAAGCCAGAUGCCAUCGUGAUUGAAGGUGGACUGGAGAAGGUGCAAGAGGGAAUUGAUAUUCUACGAAAGGGUGUUUCAGCCAAGAAGAUUGUCAUCAACUUGCCUUAG
Messenger RNA from Penicillium subrubescens, 1020 nucleotides. Its product is annotated as zinc-binding alcohol dehydrogenase family protein. The coding region runs from base 1 to 1020 and encodes 339 amino acids. The transcript is spliced from 4 exons. The record is from RefSeq and is a predicted model, not a curated record. Gene Ontology annotation, molecular function: oxidoreductase activity, acting on NAD(P)H. NCBI's taxonomy places the organism in Eukaryota, Fungi, Ascomycota, Eurotiomycetes, Eurotiales, Aspergillaceae.